Molecule: messenger RNA, 1363 nt
Organism: Scleropages formosus (Asian bonytongue)
Lineage: Eukaryota; Metazoa; Chordata; Actinopteri; Osteoglossiformes; Osteoglossidae
Gene: popdc1
Product: popeye domain cAMP effector 1
Exons: 8
Coding region: 161-1258 (365 amino acids)
Biological process (GO): skeletal muscle tissue development; heart development; regulation of membrane potential
Cellular component (GO): sarcolemma
Molecular function (GO): cAMP binding
Source: RefSeq, a predicted model, not a curated record
CGCGCUGGAAUGCGCUGCGCGUUCUCGACACUCACACGUUCACUUUGACAGCUACGCCGACACUUCACCGAAGUUUCUCUCAUUUUUAAAUCACAUAUUUUCCUAUUUUGCCGUUACCUGGGGAUGUUGAUCAUCUGAAAGAAGGUGAAUACGCAGCAAGAUGUCCGUGUCCACAGAGGUGACCCCCGUGUUUUACACGAUGGUGCCGACCAUUAUUACUGGCAUCGUAGAGGGCCUAGAGCUGGAGCAGAAUGCUACAUCUUGUCAGUACUGGGAGGAGGCCCAUCAUCUGAUGUUCCACCUGGCCAAUGCAUGCCUGGCCUUGGGUGUGGCCAUCCCCACCACCCUUGGCCUACACAUGAUCCUGUUGCGUCUGAUGGUGAUGGUCGGAUGCUCACUCUUCAUCACUUGGGCAACACUGUACAGGUGUACUCUGGACAUUAUGAUCUGGAACGUGGUAUUCCUUGUCAUCAAUGGCAUGCACCUCCUGUACCUGCUGUAUAAAAGGAGACCAAUUAAGAUAGACCGGGAGCUGCACCAUGUGUAUAAGCGGCUGUUUGAACCGCUGCAUGUGCGAGAGGACCUGUUCCAGAAGCUCACAGGCCAGUUCUGCACCAUUCAGAUGCUGAAGAAGGGCCAGGUGUAUGCCGCCGAAGACAAGACCUCUGUGGAUGAGCGACUGAGCAUCCUGUUGAAGGGGAAAAUGAAGGUGUCAUACCGGGGUCACUUCCUCCACAAUAUCUACAGCAAUGCCUUCAUUGAUUCUCCAGAGUUCCGGUCUACUCAGAUGAACAGGGGUGAGAAGUUUCAGGUGACCAUCACGGCAGAAGAAAACUGCAAAUUCCUGUGUUGGUCCAGGGAGAGGCUGACAUACUUCCUGGAGGCGGACUCCUUUCUGAACGAGGUGUUCCGGUACCUCAUUGGGAAAGACAUCACCAACAAGCUGUACUCCCUCAAUGACCCCACACUGAGUGACAAGGCAGUGAAGAAGAUGGACCGCCAGCCCAGUCUUUGCUCUCAGGUGUCUAUGAUGCAGAUGAGGAACAGCAUGGCCAGCACCAGUGACACAGAUGAUGUGCUCAAAGAGUUCUUACGUGGCAGCUCUGCUAGCUCCUCCCUCCAAAAAUCCCCAGCGAUAAAAUCUUCUCCGAUGAAACCUAUUGAAGAGGCAAUGGAAGAUGAUGUCUUUGAUUCGGACUCCGUGACGCAAAAGCACUCUGCCCCCAGGACAUCCGUGGAAGACCUGGAGCAGGUCUAGGGUUUGAAUUUAAGAUUGUCACCUUCUCUUUCUUACCAUCACCUGAAAUCUUGCGCCCUGCUACCUGUCCUAUCCUGGCAAUGAAUUUAUAAUGGUGGAAAGCAG